AUGGUGACAGUAACAGUUGUGCAGCCCGCCGUUGAUCAGAGCAAUGUUUUGAUGGGAGACUCUCGGCGGUCAACGACGAGUGAAGUUGAGCCCGAGCCAAAAGCAACAGCAAACAGAGGUCCCAGGCGGGAUCGAUUGCCACCGGCAAGGAGUCCAAUCAUGUCACCUGUGAAGCGGCCGGUUGUGGAGUCAUCUACCGCUGUCAAGACAAGCGCUGAAGAGGAGUUUCGCUGGGAAGCGGAGUGCGGUAGGGGUACGUCAGGGAGGGUUGUCGCCGGGCAUGGCUGGGGACGUUUGGCAAGUGACAAUUACGAUGACGGGUCGGCGGCUGUGCUAGGUCAGGGAUCACGAGGAGCCGGACAAACUAUUGGGCCGCCAAAUGUCGUCCGUGAGCAAGAGCUCAGACCUGCUUCUGUUUGGAAUAGAAGGCGGAUUCGAGUGGGCCUUGGGCAACGAAUGGGCGGAUUAACCAGAGCCUCGUUGUUUAGGGCUGGACCGAGAAAGCAGGAGGAUCGUGAAGUUGCUGUGGUGAGUUCCGAAGUUAGAAGACAAAGCGCAGCCAGCGGUACCAUAAUUAAAUGCGAGAGGAAGGAGUAUUGUUGGGAACGAGAGGUGAAGAAGCAGUUCGUAAAUUACAGGAAAGAGAAGGGAAUUGGUACCGGUGGGUUGCAAGGGUGGCCAGUAGACAAGAGGCUCGUGGGAAUGGCCUUCUUCCAUGCAUAUGUACGUAUCAAGGGUGGAGGCUUGCGUGGGAAAUGGCUCGGGGAAAAUGGACAAUGGUGGACCUUCCACCCCAUGCACGGUAAGGUGGAAGAAGCUGAUGUAUUCGGUGAUAGAAGCGUGAUCCGGAUAAUCGAGCGCAACUGGAAGUAUUGA
Molecule: messenger RNA, 876 nt
Organism: Linum trigynum
Lineage: Eukaryota; Viridiplantae; Streptophyta; Magnoliopsida; Malpighiales; Linaceae
Source: the annotation of a GenBank genome assembly